Messenger RNA from Dermacentor andersoni, 863 nucleotides. The record is from RefSeq and is a predicted model, not a curated record. NCBI's taxonomy places the organism in Eukaryota, Metazoa, Arthropoda, Arachnida, Ixodida, Ixodidae.
AAGCGAAGGAAGAUACUCGGGACACUCGACCUGCCGCAAAGGCCAGCAAGUGUCGCACCUGCGACCUGGGGCCCACGCACGGCCAACGAUGCAAGCUACUAUUUAAAGAACGUGGCACGUCUGUUGUCGGCUCACUAGUUGUCAAUCUCGGCGUGCGUGCGUGUGUGGGCACGGGAUCGAGUUCCUCCGAAGCAGCCACGAUGGGAUCCCUCCACUUGAUGCUGGCUGCACUGGCCGUCCUCGGCUACACUAUGGCUGUAUCAGCAGCUACCUGUCAGUCGGAUGCCGAUUGUUCUGAAGGUCAGCGGUGCGUUCUACACGCCAACUACUCGAGCAGGGCCAACUGUGAAACCGAUCACCGUUGCAUCGACGUUUCUCCCACAUCAUGCUCGUGCGAGUCUGGCUUCCAAUGCCGGCUCAAGGAUUGCCCUUCGUCACCCUACGAGUGUCUGGUCCUGGAACACCAAGACACCAGAUGCGGAGGGAUAAGCGGUCCACAGUGCGGUCCGGACCAAGUGUGCGGAUACCAGAGGACCGGUUUAGUGUGCAUCAAGUGUCCCUGUUACGGCACCGACCGCGCCGUUUGCGUGGACAAGAAGCCUGGCGUCGAGUGUGGGCCCAACAGCAUCGCACAGGUGAACCCCGACAACAGCUACGCGUGCAAGGGAUGCGCCUCCGCCACCUCUGUGCUUACCCGCUAGCGGCAUCGGUGACUUCACUGAAGACACCACGCAGUGCCCCACUUGCGCCAUUGCUCGAACAGGAAGUCUGUCAUGUUGGGACCGCGUAUCGGCUCUGGACAAAUGUCAUUCAAAUAAAUGAAUGUCGCGUGAUGGUGUGCACGCUUGUGGUAGGUAGUUCUA